Molecule: messenger RNA, 685 nt
Organism: Triticum dicoccoides
Lineage: Eukaryota; Viridiplantae; Streptophyta; Magnoliopsida; Poales; Poaceae
Exons: 1
Coding region: 75-590 (171 amino acids)
Source: RefSeq, a predicted model, not a curated record
CAUCGCAGAGUGACACCAAAUCCUCCGUCCCCUCCACGCACCCGACUUCAACUGCACACGCUCCUCGAUCUCUCAUGGCGACGGUGGCUGCGAGUCGGCCCAGUGGGCCAGUGCUGUCGCCACCCAACUGCCGCUCCGCCUCACCCACCCCUGUCACCGCCGGCGACGCCACCCACUCGCCGGGCAAGUCCGUCAGCGGCUCGUCCCCGUCCUCCACCAGGAGCCGGCGCUUCUGCACGUGCUCCCCGACGAACCACCCGGGCUCGUUCCGGUGCAGCCUCCACAAAGCGCGCAACCAGGCAGCCGCCGCCGGCAGCAGCAAGCCCACCUCCCCGCCGUCCAUCCGCCGUCUGGGCCCGAAGCGAAUGAACAGCCGGCAGUGCGCCAGCAGGGCCCUCGCGCCGUCCGCCGCGGCGCAGCAGUCGCAGCACCUGAGGCGCGCGGGCGGGUUAAUCCCCAGGACGAGCAGGCUCUCCACCAUGUCCACGGCCGGCGAGCGUCCCGGCGACAAGCUGUACUUUAUCAGUUUGGUCGUGGAAGUUAGCGUAGAUUUUCUUGUUUGGUUGUGGAACCUCGCGCGGGGAAUUUAAAUCCCACGAUUCCGACCAGAUUUGUGUAGUUUUCUCUUUCUUUUAUGGUUGUGAUGAAAGGGAUACUUUAUCAGUUAUCUUUCCUCGCCGGAAAU